This is a messenger RNA of Penicillium chermesinum, 888 nucleotides long. RefSeq names its product SDR family NAD(P)-dependent oxidoreductase. The transcript has 2 exons. Bases 1 to 888 code for a protein of 295 amino acids. The record is from RefSeq and is a predicted model, not a curated record. Gene Ontology annotation, molecular function: oxidoreductase activity. Lineage: Eukaryota; Fungi; Ascomycota; Eurotiomycetes; Eurotiales; Aspergillaceae.
AUGGCCGAAAAAAGCAACGAGAACUUUCAGAUCCAGAAGCUCUUCAAUGUUAAAGACAAAGUUGCCCUCAUCACCGGCGGUGGCUCCGGCAUUGGGCUCAUGGCCGCCCAGGCACUGGCUGUGAAUGGAAGCAAAGUCUACAUUACGGGCCGGACAAAAGAGAAGCUCGAUCGAGUUGCUGAGAUCUACAACAAGAACAUCCCCGGUCAGAUUAUCCCCAUCGUGGCCGAUAUCACGGACAAGGCCUCGAUCGACGAACUUGUCAAGAACAUUAGCUCUAAGGAAUCAUCUCUCGAUAUCCUGAUCAACAACGCCGGUAUUUCAACUGGCAGCCAGGACACCGAGCAAGAAGAUCCCCACAAGCUUCGAAGGUCGCUCUUUGAAGAUGACGCGGCCGACAUCCAGGCCUGGGAUGAUACAUUCCGCACCAAUGUCACGCAGCUCUUUUUCACCACCACUGCAUUCCUUCCACUCAUCCAGAAAAGUACCGAGAAGCACCGCGGAUGGUCCGGAACCGUCAUCAAUAUCUCAUCCAUCUCGGGCAUUGUGAAGGUCUCACAGCAUCACUUCGCAUACAACGCGUCCAAGGCUGCUGCAAUUCAUUUGACCAAGAUGCUUGCACAUGAAAUCACCUCGUCUAGCUUGCGGAUCCGUGUCAACAACAUUGCCCCGGGUGUCUUCCCCAGCGAAAUGACCGCCAAGCAGAGCGACGAGGCGCAGAAGAGCUCUCUGCCGAAAGAGCAAUACGAGGGCAAGGUCCCUGCUGCCCGACCGGGUAAGGAGGAAGACAUGGCGAGUGCGAUCCUUUUCGCUACUACCAACCAGUAUUUGAAUGGCCAAACUGUUGUAGUGGAUGGAGGAUAUGUAUUGGCUGCAGGAUCUCUUUAA